This is a messenger RNA of Cuscuta epithymum, 2163 nucleotides long. NCBI's taxonomy places the organism in Eukaryota, Viridiplantae, Streptophyta, Magnoliopsida, Solanales, Convolvulaceae. The record is from the annotation of a GenBank genome assembly.
GUGUGGGGCUGGUGGGGCCGGGGCUGGGAUGCGGUGGUUGGCCGGAGCGGUGGCUUUGCAGUGAAUGUGUGGCCGGAACGCUCUCUGGCCGACGGACGGUGAUAGUCACUAUUCGCGGAGGGCGGUAGUCACUAUGACUGGAGCAAGUCACUGGGCGGAGCAAGGUGGUCACUAUGGCUGGAGCAAGUCACUGAGCGGCGGUCACUAUUGCCGGAGAAAAUCACUAAGCGGUGGUCACUAUAAGCGGAACAAGUCACUGAGCGUUGGUCACUAUGGCCGGAGGAAGUCACUGAGCGGUGGUGCAGCAAGACUGCUGGCGGUGCCGGUGGUAACAGUGGCGGUUGUUGUGGACGGCCGGAGAAACUCUUUCCUAUUUUCUAAUAUUAAAAUUCAUUAAAGGCCUUGGUGUGCAACUGAUAAAUGGCUUGUUCCUUGUGUGGAACGAUGUGGUGUAUAACGGAAGAGUCGUAUUUUUGGGCUAGUCUUGAAAACUAUAUUUGAAAGGGAUGAUGAUGGAGUGGGACUUUUUGGUGAAAGAGUAGUGAUUGGAGGGUGGGUUAAGAUCUCCAAGGAGUUGAAGAUAAAAGAGAAGUCUGAUAUGCAAAACCUCUCCCCACCACUAUAUUCAAUGUUGGAAGUGAAUGACGGUUCCUCUGUGAAGAAUCUUCAGGUAUUGGUGGACUCAAAGCUAGAAAGUCCAGAAAAAGUGAUGCCCACUGGAACAUGCAUAGUAGUAGAGGGUAUAUUGCAGAAAGCAUCAACUGAGGGGAAACACCAUAUUGAACUCUUGGCAAAUAAAAUUUUGCAUCUUGGGACUGUUGACAAGAAUGAGUAUCUACUAACAAGGAGAACCUUGCCUUUGACACUAUUGAGGAAUUAUCCUCACCUUCGACCUAGAACAGCACAGAUGGCAAGCCUUAUGAGAAUACAUAACUCGGCUUUUACGGCACUACGUACCUUCUACCAAGCCAAUGGAUUUCAAAACGUACAAGUGCCCAUAAUCAAUAACAUAAACACCAGGCCAUCUGACAAAAAAUUUCACGUAAUGGUUGCAACAAAUGAAGAUCAGAAGAAAAAAGAUGAGAAUGCUGAUGAAGAGAUGAGAAACAAAGAAAAAUAUGAAAACAUUAGUAGUGAUUAUUUUUCAGAGCUUAUGCAUCUCACUUCUUCAGGUCGCCUUCAUCUGCAGAGUCAAGCAAGCGCCUUGGGAAAUGUUUACACAUAUAGUCCUGUCUUUCAUCCGGAUCAACCUAAAGGUAACAGUAUGAUAUCAUUAGCUGAGAUGUGGAUGGUUGAUACAGAAAUAGCUUUCUCUCAAUCAGAGGAUGCCAUGGAUUAUGCAGAAGACCUUUUGAAGUUUAUGUGCAAAUGGGUUCUAGAGAAGUGCAUUGAGGAUGUCAGAUUUCUUUCGAAACCAACCGCCACAACGCUUAUAGAGGAACUCCAGCUCGUCACAUCCUCGUCCUUCAAACGAAUUUCUUAUCGCAAACUUGUGGAAGAUAUGAAUGCGGUGAGCAUCAAUGAGAACGCAGGGCUCACUGUGCCAUUAUUGGAGAAUUUACUUUUGGAAGACAGCUUCCUAAUGUAUGUAGUAACAAAUAUCUAUAAACGGCCAGUCAUUGUAUAUGAUCAUCUGAAAGAACGAAAACCCUUUCAUGUACGCCUCAAUGAUGACGGAAAAACAGUUGCAUCGUUUGAUGUAAUCCUGCCACAUGUUGGAUAUGUUCUAAGCGGUAGUCAAAGUGAGGAACGUUUGGAUACUCUUAUUUCCAGGAUAGAAGAAGUUGGGUUGUCUAAAGAAGAAUUUGAAUGGUACUUGGAUCUUCGCAGACACGGCACUACAAUGCACUCCGGUUUCAGUCUAAGUCUGGACUCUUUACUUCUUUAUGCGGGUGGCUUCAAAGAGCUCGGAGAUGUCACUCCAUUUCCCAUGUAUCAUUCUAGAUGAAUGAAAUGUCACAAUUUCGAGAACCACAGCCGUUGUAAUGAUAAUAAUAAUAAGAGCAAUGAUAAUGCAGUUCUGGAACUUUAUAAAAAGGUUUAAAACAUAUGUGUACCUAAGUUAUAAUUAUAAAAUUUUAUCAUACAUUACAUUCACACAUGGAUUCAAUUGUUUGUUGACCAAAACCCAAACGUGGAUGUGUCAUUCCAUCAUGCUUACAA